Molecule: messenger RNA, 1169 nt
Organism: Carassius gibelio (silver crucian carp)
Lineage: Eukaryota; Metazoa; Chordata; Actinopteri; Cypriniformes; Cyprinidae
Exons: 5
Coding region: 13-1062 (349 amino acids)
Source: RefSeq, a predicted model, not a curated record
UUCAAGCAAUUAAUGAAGAGACUCCAAAACAUAAGAACUCCAAAAAAGAAACAGGGUCCAACACCACAAAGAAAAAAGAAAAGGCGCUUGGAUUUUGACUACGAUGGUGAUUCAAGCUCUUGCACAUUAGAUUCAGCAGAAAGCAGCAGUGCUUCAGCUGUAAUGUUGGAAACAAGAGAAAGCAGCACACCACCAUCUGUGAGCACAAAACCACUUGCUGGAACAGCUGACCAAGAUUUACCAUUCAGUCAGACUGACAAUAGAAGAGAUGAAGACCAUUCUGACACUGAUAGUCAACAAAGCCAGGCCAGACAUUACCAUACUCUCCAAGAGAUCUAUAAAAGACCAAAGCCUAAUAAAGAGGCAGUUGCUCAACUACUUGACCUUGAGUUUGAUGCUCGGAGAGCCUUCAUCAACUCAGACUGUUUCAAGGAUCAGGACAGACCUUCAAAGAUACUGCAAGCGUACCCCUGUUUCAGAGAACUACAACAUGUAAUGGAUGAACUGGGCCGAAUUCUUGACAAAGGAAAUCCCAGAUUCAUCCCAAAACUAAAGGCCCGUUGGGAGAGCUUCUGCAGCAAAGCUCAAUUCUAUGGGGUUUACAAAAAGGUUUUGAAGCCACCAAUGACUCUAGAUGGAGUGAAACGCUCCAUAGCCUUGAUGAAGGCUCUUCCAGAGAUGUUCCCAUCACCUGUAGCCCCACCAAAAAAGAUGGGACAUCCAAGUGAAGCAAUGCUACACAUCCUUGAGCCAACAGAAAACCCAGAUUCUUUCCUCAAGGGGAGACCACUCUUCAGUCCUGUCCUGAUUGUGUCAGAGGACAACUGCAUGUUGGCCAUUGGGACUACACCUGUGACAAUCUUUCCACAAGAAGACCUCCACGAAGGUGUGCUCUACCUAAUGGCAUACUAUUAUGCACUUCAUCUUGUGUACCCAAAGUGUGUUGCAACUUUACUGUCUGUGCUUCAGACAGAGGUAAUUUCAGAUGCAAUACAUGGGCGUGAUGCAACUUCUUCCUACAAAAAAGCCACUUUGGAGUGGAAAAAGUUCAUUGGCGAGUAGUGAAAAAGUCAGACGUAUGUCUUACUAAUUGUUCACAGCAGUUGUGUUCAUCAGGUUCUUCUUAUAGACAGAAGUUGCUUAAAGUCUAAAACAAAAUAAAAAUUCAG